GCAAGACCAUCUCUAGUUGCAUAACUUGAAACUUAGAAUCUGAAAAAAUAAUUACUAAUCUGCUACAGCAACAGAUACAAAUAGAAAACAAUAUAUCCAAAAGGAAUUCUGCGUCUCUAUCUACAGUAAUUCUUCAAUAAAUCAACAAAAAAACUAUGUCGUUUGUGACAUGCAGCACUAGGGUUCGAAUUGCACGUGCCAUCGGAAAGAGAUUUUCUGCUGCAAUCAAAUCAACAAGCCGGUCCCAGACGAAAGCGACCAACCUGCGGUAUAUUUCGUCGACUUCGACCCUUCACGAUGGCGAAUUGGCCGAAGUAUGCAAUGCCAACGUAGUUUCGAGUCCUUUUCCUCCAAUCAAUCCAGAAUCUUGGGACAUGCCAUUGCCAGAUUUUCUCAUGUCGUCGUGGAAGAAGAAAAGUGAAGUAGCUUCGGGUACUGCAAAUCUGCUUAACGACAACCUUGCUAUAUUCGACGGCAGCACCGGCAUGAAACGGACAUUCGCAGAUUACUACAAGGACACGAGCGGAAUCGCUGGAUCUCUCCGAUACGAUUUCGAUGUCGAUGAAACCAGUUGCGUUUGUUUGUUUGCUCCAAAUCACGUCGACUAUUUGCCGGUCACCCUCGCGGUUGGCUUAACGGGUGCCAAAAUCACACCUGUGAAUCCACUCUACAAAAGCAAUGAACUACUAGUUGUUUUGGACAAGAGCAGGACUUCCGUCCUGAUUGCACACAAAAGCAAUCUAGAUGUUGCACUAGAGGCUGCAAAAGAUGCAAAGCACGUCAAACAUAUUCUUGUAAUGACCGAAGACGGCGAGAGUGCUCAGGGUGGUAUUGAGAGCUUGGAAUCCAUCAAGCGACAUAGCCAGAGCUUCGAUAAGACGAGUGAUUGCUACGACUGUGCUGCAACGACACACCCCUACUUGUUGCCUUAUUCUUCCGGAACAACUGGUCUCCCUAAAGGCGUUUGUCUAUCGCAUGCAAAUCUCACUGCGAAUAUUCUUCAGAUGGAGGAGGUAGAAGGUCCGUACGUGGGGCCAGAAGAUGGUUUGUUUUCUCCGUUACCAUUUUUUCAUAUUUACGGAAUGGUAGUUUCCAUGAUGUAUUACGGGUGGAAGGAUCUUCCCAUCCUCACAAUCUCAGGACGUUUCGAUUUCGAACUAAUGUUAGAGAUGAUACAAAAGUAUCGACCCUCAAAUGCUCACCUGGUCCCGCCGAUAAUUCUUGCGCUGGGAAAAAGCCCCCUGGUAGAUCAAUACGAUUUGUCCUCGUUGCGAACAAUUAUGUCUGCGGCCUCACCGCUGGGAUCUGAUACAGAAAGCGCCGUUCAGAAGCGACUCGGCUGUCAGCUCAAGCAGGCGUGGGGGAUGAGUGAACUAAGCCCGAUUGGAACGAUGAACGCCUCGGCGCCAGACAUUCCGGUCGGAAGUGUAGGACCGUUGGUAUCGAACACAUUCGGUAAGGUGUUGGACAGUGAUGGUAGAUCUCUGGGGCCCAACAAAGAAGGAGAACUUAUCAUCAAGGGCCCACAAGUCAUGAUGGGAUAUCUCGAUGAGCCCGAAAAAACCAAAGAAUGUCUUAGCAGCACGGGGUGGCUUCGAACCGGUGACCUAGCUUACUACGACGAAGAUGGUUAUUUCUUCAUUACCGAUCGCAUCAAGGAACUCAUUAAAACACGAGGCUUUCAGGUAGCUCCAGCGGAGCUCGAAGAUUUGUUGCUGGGGCACGAAGACGUGAAUGAUGUCGCUGUGAUUCAGAUUCCGGACGAAGAAAGUGGGGAGUUACCACGAGCGUAUAUUGUUUUGAAGGAUGGAUCCGACGAGGAAAAACACGAGGAGACGAAGAGCGAUAUAUAUGAAUGGGUGAAAGAAAGAGUAGCUCCUUACAAACGAUUGGAUGGUGGCAUAGUCUUCGUGGAUUCGAUACCGAAGUCCGCCAGCGGUAAGAUUCUUCGACGCAUUCUAAGAGACGAGCUCGCAGAACAAAUGAAGGAAUAAACCAUCGUACAAAGCGGCUGUCUCUCCGGGAGAAACAUGAUUGUUUUUACACUGGUCAUAGUUGUUUUGUAAUAAAAAAGUAACAGCUAC
Pseudo-nitzschia multistriata is the source of this 2084-nucleotide messenger RNA. Lineage: Eukaryota; Bacillariophyta; Bacillariophyceae; Bacillariales; Bacillariaceae. The record is from the annotation of a GenBank genome assembly.